AUGGCAGCAAGAGCCUCCGCUUCACCCUCGCCUCCUCCGCAAGCCCCAGUCGCGUCAGUACCCGGACCUCGCGCUGCUGCCCUCCAGAAAGUAUUCGCAGGCGCAUUGUCAUCCUCAAUCAAAGCAAAUUCCUACGCCAAUUUCAGCUCAUGUUUCCCUACCCCAGCGAAAUACUGCCCGACGGCGCUAGAAGGAGUUUGGAGGCAAUUGAAUACGCGGCUGGAAGAGGAGUGCCUGCGCGAUUUUGAGAAGAUAUUGGAGGAGAGACAGGUCAUUGAGGGCCUCAAUCAAUGGGACUGUAUGAUUGAUGAUGCACGACGGAGGAAACACCGUGCCGUCGAGGGAGAAAUGCCAGACAGACCAUUACACACCCUCUCCGGCGAUGAGCUAUACGCUGCACAUCUCGCACCCUAUUUGCAACAAGUCACAGAAGAAUUAAACGCCAAGGUCCAGAAAACCCAGGAAGACAAUGCGGCCAUGGCAGCCAAAAUCAAUGACCAGCGAGCCGAGAUCGAGCGACUACUAAACGGUGUAGAAUGGGUGGUCAAAGAUAUCGAGGGAAGUGUCAAUGCAAUGCACGUGAAUGAACAAGGUGGCGUCAAUGUAUUGAAAAGUGAUGUGUGGCAAAUGGAGCAAGAGAUGGCCGCAACAAAAUGA
Rhinocladiella mackenziei CBS 650.93 is the source of this 657-nucleotide messenger RNA. RefSeq lists its product as uncharacterized. The coding region runs from base 1 to 657 and encodes 218 amino acids. The record is from RefSeq and is a predicted model, not a curated record. Gene Ontology annotation, cellular component: MIS12/MIND type complex. Gene Ontology annotation, biological process: chromosome segregation. The transcript has 2 exons. Lineage: Eukaryota; Fungi; Ascomycota; Eurotiomycetes; Chaetothyriales; Herpotrichiellaceae.